Spirometra erinaceieuropaei is the source of this 222-nucleotide messenger RNA. NCBI's taxonomy places the organism in Eukaryota, Metazoa, Platyhelminthes, Cestoda, Diphyllobothriidea, Diphyllobothriidae. The record is from the annotation of a GenBank genome assembly.
AUGGCAAUUCUGAGGGGAGAAUGUGGGGCAGUGCAGGAGCAGGAGCAGGAGGAGGAGGAGGAGGAGGAGGAGGGGGAGGUCGAAGGCAUGCUACAGCUGCUCUGCACAUCUCAGGUCAAAUACGAGCAAAAGCACUUGCCUGGCCUGCCAGUCAUCUUCUCGCCUGCCAAGGACGAUCCACUCUCUGUCUCAUAUGCUGCAAUGCAAAAAGCUCAACCGUAA